Mollisia scopiformis is the source of this 581-nucleotide messenger RNA. RefSeq lists its product as uncharacterized. NCBI's taxonomy places the organism in Eukaryota, Fungi, Ascomycota, Leotiomycetes, Helotiales, Mollisiaceae. The record is from RefSeq and is a predicted model, not a curated record. The coding region runs from base 1 to 432 and encodes 143 amino acids. The transcript is spliced from 2 exons.
AUGAUACUCUUGCGGAGAAUCGUCAUAUGCGCGACUUUGGGGUUCUGUUUCGCUCUUCAAAGCCCCAAGACGUACCAUUUCGAGUCAGAAGCACCAAGAAAUUUCACUGAGACGUCGACACCAGCGGCAACAACACACGAGAUUCCAACUUCAACUGGUCAUUACCGCAAGCUACCCUUUCUCAGCUCGACACAGUGUCCGCACGUUGUGGAUGAUUUGGAAGAGAAGGAAACAUCGUUCAAGUAUCCAGAAUUGCUGCUAAACAAUUCAAAAGAUCUGACGACCAAGGAUGUCUGGACAGAAGGGCUAUUCUCACCCACCACGAAACUUCUGGUAAAGGAACUUUUGGCCCAGGCAUUUCCGGACGAAAAGCCAGAAUUGUUCGAUUCUGCUUUUGACUUCGCAGAGUCUAUUCUGCCCUACCUUGUGUAAGCCGUAAAUCUAAAUACUUGAUACGCUUUCAUGGGUGCUUCACCUGAGUCGUGCGUCGAUGACAGUGGAAGUCUGUGUCUCCUCCGAAUUACACUCUUUUGAUGCUGUAAAUACAAUACUGGCUGGGCUUCAAAAUACUUUCCUCAGAC